AUGAUAUUUGUUGCAGUCAGCAGCAAGGUUCCUCUCCCAAAGGUUCCCGCCAACUUCAUCGGCUCGGAGACCCAGAAAAGAUAUGCCGUUCUGGAUUUCGUCCCAGGUACAGACUUGCCAAAAUUACUGCCAUCGCUCGCCCCAACCGAGAAGACGACGAUCAGCCAGAGGAUCAGACAGGCAAUCAAGGAACUGCGAACAAUCCCGUCACCUGGCUUUUUGGGAACUUGA
Molecule: messenger RNA, 231 nt
Organism: Penicillium antarcticum
Lineage: Eukaryota; Fungi; Ascomycota; Eurotiomycetes; Eurotiales; Aspergillaceae
Exons: 1
Coding region: 1-231 (76 amino acids)
Source: RefSeq, a predicted model, not a curated record